CACACACACACACACACACACAGACAGCGGCGCGCUCGAGUGCAGUGUGAGCGCGCGGGUGAGGGAUUAAGGCGCGCGCAGCGGCAGGAUGAAAGAGACGGAACUUUAGAAGUAGAGGAUGGGGUGUGCACAGUGUAAGGAUAAGGACGAGUCAGAGCUGUCAGGAGGUGGCGACCCUGUGGCUUUCCCGAGUGGGCGUGGUCACUAUGACUCCUCCCCUCAUAUCAACCCCGCCUUUGGAGCGACAUCCAUCCCCAACUUCAACAACUUCACAACAUCGGGAAAUUCACUCUCAGUGUUCGGGGGAGCCAACAUACACACACAAGCACACACCGGAGUCCUGCACACGCAAGGGACUGCAGGUGUUACUCUGUUCGUAGCUCUGUAUGAUUACGAGGCUCGGGCAGAAGAUGAUCUCAGUUUUCAAAAAGGAGAGAAGUUUCAGAUCAUUAAUAACACUGAGGGUGAUUGGUGGGAAGCGCAUUCUCUUACCACAGGAAGAAGUGGUUACAUUCCCAGCAAUUACGUCGCUCCAGUCGACUCCAUCCAGGCCGAGGAGUGGUAUUUCGGUAAACUCGGGCGGAAGGAUGCGGAGAGGCAGCUCCUGUCUACAGGAAACCAGCGAGGCUCGUACCUCAUCCGGGAGAGCGAGACUACAAAAGGUGCAUUCUCUCUGUCCAUCCGGGACUGGGACGAGGCUAAAGGUGAGCAUGUCAAGCACUAUAAGAUCCGUAAGCUGGACAGUGGAGGUUAUUACAUCACCACGCGCUCACAGUUCCAAACGCUACAGCAACUCGUGCAGCAUUACUCAGAGCGGGCCGCAGGUCUGUGUUUCCGAUUGAUCGGCCCAUGUCACAAGGGGAUGCCCCGCCUUACUGAUCUGUCAAUCAAAACCAAAGACGUGUGGGAGAUCCUGCGUGAAUCACUCCAGCUCAUAAAGCGAUUGGGCAAUGGCCAGUUCGGGGAGGUCUGGAUGGUGCAUGCUGAUGGUCUGUGCUAUCAUUUAACCAGUGUGUGUGUAAACAACACACCAGAAACAGUGGGUCUUACACACGACACCUGGGAAAUUGCUCGCGACUCUCUGCAGCUGAAUGUCAAGCUUGGAGCGGGAUGUUUCGCAGAUGUCUGGUGUGGAACAUGGAACGGUAACACCCAGGUGGCGGUGAAGACCCUGAAGCCAGGCACCAUGUCCCCCGAGUCGUUUCUGGAGGAAGCUCAGAUCAUGAAGAACCUGCGUCAUGAUAAACUGGUGCAGCUCUACGCCGUCGUCUCGGAGGAGCCCAUCUACAUCGUCACAGAGUACAUGAGCAAAGGAAGUCUGCUGGAGUUCCUGAAGGACGGAGAAGGUCGUGCCCUGAAGUUACCCAACCUGGUCGACAUGGCCUCUCAGGUAGCAGGCGGAAUGGCCUACAUUGAGAGGAUGAACUACAUCCAUAGAGACCUGCGUGCUGCCAACAUCCUGGUGGGAGAAAACCUGGUGUGUAAAAUCGCCGACUUCGGCCUCGCCAGACUCAUCGAGGACAAUGAGUACACCGCUCGGCAAGGUGCCAAGUUCCCCAUUAAGUGGACAGCUCCGGAGGCAGCUCUUUACGGGAAGUUCACCAUUAAGUCUGACGUCUGGUCCUUCGGGAUCCUGCUGACUGAACUGGUGACGAAAGGACGAGUACCGUAUCCAGGAAUGAACAACAGGGAGGUGUUGGAGCAAGUGGACCGCGGGUACCGCAUGCAGUGUCCCUUGGGCUGUCCUUCAUCCCUGUACGAGCUCAUGCUGCAGUGCUGGAAGCAGAACUCAGAGGAACGUCACACCUUUGAGUACCUGCAGGCGUUCCUCGAAGAUUACUUCACCGCCACCGAGCCGCAGUACCAACCUGGGGACAACUUAUGAUCUGACCCAGCGCCUCCUGCAGCAUGGAGGCGGAACCACAGCUUCCAUCAAGUCCUUCGGACCUGCAUUUAUCUUUAGCAGAGAGGAAGCGGGAGCUCCAGACUCGAGCUUUGCAUCCAGACGCAGAUCUAAAGGAGGAGGUGUAAGGGGCAGUGGGUGGGAAUAGUGAAUGGAACUGUGGGUAAUUUUGAAAAAAUGUAAGGGUUGCUUUUCUUUUUUUAAUAAUAUCGCUUUGGAAAACAGAUUCUCGCGCUCUCUUCUGGUCUGGAGAUUAUUUGCACAGUCUAGCUGUCUUUUAACGCGCAUUUUUUUUAGAAUCUAAACCCGGGUCUGAUGAAGGUUUUAGUAAGAGGAAUUGUGGGUACUGUGUGGGAAUAAGAGAGGAGGAAUUGUGGGUACUGUGUGGGAAUAAGAGAGGAGGGAUUGUGGGUACUGUGUGGGAAUAAGAGAGGAGGGAUUGUGCGUACCUGUGCCUUUUCCUUUUUUUUUUCUUUUUGUGUAUUAAUGAUAGAUUUAACACAGCAAGAUAAAACGCACAUUGAACACAAACGUGCAACUUUUAUACAGACAUGCUGUUUAUUUUUGGAAUAUAUAUAUAUUUUUAUUUUAGUUUUAAUUAACGCCCAAAGACCCAUUAUGCAAUGCUGCGUUUGUUCUUUUCUGUUAUGUUGUCUACCAAAUUUUAUGCUAAAGCUAACAACAGAAUGUAAGGUAAAAAAUAAUAUAUGUUGCAUUUUAAACAAUAAGUAUGAAAAAACUUUUAAUUUUAAACAGAUGAAAUGCCUGCUCUUAGUACUUGGUGUUUAUUUACUUCCUUUUCUCAGGUGUUAAUUACGUUAACGAUCAUGUGACCAUGACGAGCGAAAGUCUUAAUCUUUCAGUCUUGUGGCCUUUAUACUUAUUUUUUUUCCUUUUAACGGUUUUAAUAUGUGUAAUUAACCCCGGGACAAUUUUCCUGGUCAGUUGUUUGCAUGGAAGAAGCCACAGGAGGCGCUGUGGAGCCAUUUUAUGUCUCACCCUCAUCGACCUCCCCUACUGACCAUCCGCACUUCUGAUUCACUAGUGUGCAAUCCGAUUAAAUCCAUUUGUGAAAUAGUCAAUCAACUGCGUACACUGUAUAAACAGCUGCAGUGCAUUUUGGUUAAUUUGUCCACAGCGUCCAAGAGGGAUGACCAAGGGGACUUGGUGAAGGGAAAGUGAACAGAGGUGUGUUAAACCUCGGCCUCGUUUCAAUCCAGCGUGUUUUUAUAUUACAGUUUGUUGCAUGUUCUUUUUUAUAAUGAAAAUUUUCAAUAAAAAUAUUUUAUACACUUUUA
Messenger RNA from Clarias gariepinus (North African catfish), 3201 nucleotides. RefSeq names its product FYN proto-oncogene, Src family tyrosine kinase b (gene fynb). Gene Ontology annotation, molecular function: ATP binding; non-membrane spanning protein tyrosine kinase activity; signaling receptor binding. Gene Ontology annotation, biological process: cell surface receptor protein tyrosine kinase signaling pathway; T cell receptor signaling pathway; cell differentiation. The record is from RefSeq and is a predicted model, not a curated record. Gene Ontology annotation, cellular component: extrinsic component of cytoplasmic side of plasma membrane. Lineage: Eukaryota; Metazoa; Chordata; Actinopteri; Siluriformes; Clariidae. The coding region runs from base 119 to 1885 and encodes 588 amino acids. The transcript is spliced from 13 exons.